AUGGAUGAUAGUACUAAUAUAUGGCAUGCACUCAGUUGCAUAUCAGGGAUUACCAGCCUAAGCCACAGAAAGUCAAGGACGUCACCCUAUAUCCAAGAGCCUUCUGUAGUGGCCCUGUGGCAGGUGGUAGAGAUGGUGUUCUUUGUUGAGCUGGACAGACCGUACGCAGCGCAGAAGCCCCAGAAGUAUCGAGUUUUACCAGAAGGUCGUGAUACAGAUAUGGAUAGAAGGAAAGUCGGAGCGAGAGUACUGUCAAUGAUCGUGAAACAGCGGAAGGAAGGCACUGCUGCGUCCAAGUGGCCCGCUGACCUCACGCGAUGCCAGCUGCUGCGAGACAGAUGGUGCGGCUCUGCGCUCCACACCUCCGCCUUUCUGCCUGGCCCUGGGGGGGAAGCCCGGCCCUGGGGGAAGCCUGGCCCUGGGGGGGAAGCCUGGCCCUGGGGGGGGAAGCCUGGCCCUGGGGGGGGAAGCCUGGCCCUGGGGGGGAAGCCUGGCCCUGGGGGAGAAGCCUGGCCCUGGGGGGGAAGCCCGGCCCUGGGGGGGAAGCCCGGCCCUGGGGGGGAAGCCUGGCCCUGGGGGAGAAGCCUGGCCCUGGGGGGGAAGCCCGGCCCUGGGGGGGAAGCCUGGGCCCCGGGGGAAACCUGGCCCUGGGGGGGAAGCCUGGCCCUCGGGGGGAAGCCUGGCCCUCGGGGGGAAGCCCGGCCCUGGGGGAGAAGCCUGGCCCUGGGGGGGAAGCCUGGCCCUAGGGGGGAAGCCUGGCCCUGGGGGAAGCCUGGCCCUGGGGGAAGCCUGGCCCUAGGGGGGAAGCCUGGCCCUGGGGGAGAAGCCUGGCCCUGGGGAGGAAGCCUGGCCCUGGGGGGAAGCCUGGCCCUGGGAGGGAAGCCCGGCCCUGGGGGGGAAGCCUGGCCAUGGGGGGAAAGCCCGGCCCUGGGGGGGAAGCCCGGCCCUGGUGGGGAAGCCCGGCCCGGGGGGAAGCCUGGGCCCCGGGGGAAACCUGGCCCUGGGGGGGAAGCCUGGCCCUCGGGGGGAAGCCUGGCCCUCGGGGGGAAGCCCGGCCCUGGGGGAGAAGCCUGGCCCUGGGGGGGAAGCCUGGCCCUAGGGGGGAAGCCUGGCCCUGGGGGAAGCCUGGCCCUGGGGGAAGGGGGAAGCCUAGCCCUGGGGGAGAAGCCUGGCCCUGGGGGAGAAGCCUGGCCCUGGGGGGGAAGCCUGGCCCUGGGGGGAAGCCUGGCCCUAGGGGGGAAGCCUGGCCCUGGGGGAAGCCUGGCCCUGGGGGGAAGCCUGGCCCUAGGGGGGAAGCCUGGACCCGGGGGAAGCCUGGCCCUGGGGGAGAAGCCUGGCCCUGGGGGAAGCCUGGCCCUGGGGGGGAAGCCUGGCCCUGGGGGGAAGCCUGGCCCUAGGGGGGAAGCCUGGCCCUGGGGGAAGCCUGGCCCUGGGGGAGAAGCUUGGGGAAACCUGGCCCUGGGGGGGAAGCCUGGCCCCGGGGGAAACCUGGCCCUGGGGGGGAAGCCUGGCCCUAGGGGAAACCUGGCCCUGGGAGGGAAGCCUGGCCCCGGGGGAAGCCUGGCCCCGGGGGAAGCCUGGACCCGGGGGAAGCCUGGCCGCGGGGGAAGCCUCUCUGUGCGCGCCGGAACUCUUGCCUUCGCGGUCCUGGGCCCCACGGCACCUGUCACGCCGCCGCCUGACCCCGGCCGUAGCUCCUGCCGCCAGUCCUCCAUCUGGCGCGCGUCUCCCGGAGGUCACCAGCUGCCCUUCAGCAAGGAAGAAGAAGAAGAAGAAGAAGAAGAAGAAGAAGAAGAAGACGAAGACGAAGAAGACGAAGAAAAAAAAAACGAAGAAGAAAAAAAAAAACGAAAAGGGGGAAGAGAAGGAGAAGAUAAACAGCAACAAAGCCGAAGGCGCUUAUUAACCGGCCGUUCCUCCAGGAAAUAAAGACCGGCCUCGGCUUAACAAAACCGUUUUCCCUUUUGCACGAAUCCGGAAGAUCGCGCGGCAAAGGCGGGGGAUUUAUUCGGUUGAGUGGGAAUGUGGUGCAUGGAAGUUGGGAAAAUCGUGCUUGGAGGUCGGGAAAGUCGUGCUUUGGAGUCAGGAAAGUCGUGCUUUGGAGUCGGGAAAGUCGUGCUUUGG
Molecule: messenger RNA, 2124 nt
Organism: Penaeus indicus
Lineage: Eukaryota; Metazoa; Arthropoda; Malacostraca; Decapoda; Penaeidae
Product: collagen alpha-1(I) chain-like
Source: RefSeq, a predicted model, not a curated record